AUGGGGACUUCGCCGAACGAUGCCUCGACCAGGGGUGAUACGAAGUCGCCCAAACAAUCCAACAAUGCCACUCCGCCGCGGCAAGAUUCCAUCCCCGAAGUGAAACAGCCCGACCCAAGCUUGAAGCCCGAUGCUGACGGCGCGAAACCUCUCGGUCCUCCCCCUCGACCUGGACAGACCACUGGAAAUACUCCUGACUACUUCGGCGGCGGAGCCGCUGGAUCUCUCAGCCUGGAGCCCAAUCCUUUUGAGCAGUCUUUCGGCGGAGGCGCGCCAGAGACACCCGGUGGUACGAAGUUGCCGUCUGUUGCUGCUCUGACUUCGCCCUCUUCUUUGCUUCCCGGCAGUGGCGCGACUCCAUUCAACUGGGGAGGUGGUUCUUUGCGAACUGGCCCCCUAAGCCCGGCCAUGUUGUCGGGUCCGACGAGCGACUACUUCAGCGACUCGCAUCAUCUUCGAGGCGGGUUCCCGACUCCGAACGAGUCCUCAUUGAGGACUGGCUUGACUCCGGGCGGCAGCGGUUCCAUGUUUCCUGCUCCGAGUCCCAAUUCUCAACAACUGUUUGCCCAGCUCGCCAGCGGCGGUGCCACACCUAGCACCAUCGAUUUCCACCGUACUGCAUUGAGUGCUGCGGCCAAGCGUGAAAACCAGAAUCAAAACCAGAGUCAGCAACAGCCUGCGGUUACCUCACAACCCCAAGAUAUGCCCAACGGUGCGCCUACUGUCAAGGCCGAAGCAAAGCAAUUUGAUCCACACGACAACGACGCUGCGAACGGUCUGUUUAUGCUCGCUCAAGGCAGAAACGGCGCCCAAGCUCCUGUAUAUGCGAAUACAACGCAACCCCAGUCCCAGGCUCAGGCCCAGACUCAAACUCAGUCACAGUCCCAGUCCCAGCCGCACCCGGCUGCCGCUCCUCCAAAGAGAAUCGACACGUCUCCCCAGAUGAGUGUCAACGGUGCUGGGUCAGUAGGCGCCGGAUCUUCAGUGCGAGGUGUCAGCGAGGGCGGGAGCGCCAUGUCAGACGAGAGUGAGCAAGCCCGUCCCUCUGCUAGGGGCAAGGGCAAGCGUAAUUCGACUGGAGGUGCCUCGACGAAUGGCCGCCGGAAAGCCGAGGAGCCCCUGGCUAAGGGCCCCCCAAGCAAGAAGUCCAAGCCGAACAACGCACCUCCCCCUGACAUGAACGGCGAUGACAGCCACUCCGACGAUGAUGACGACAUGAAACAUGAGAAUGGGGAAGGUGGAUCCAAGUCCAAAAUGACAGAUGAGGAAAAACGCAAGAACUUUUUGGAGCGCAACAGGUAUGCUAUUAUCCACGCUACCUAUCAUUGUUAUGCCGCCGCUAAUGGUCAUGUCAGAGUUGCUGCCCUUAAAUGCCGCCAGCGCAAGAAGCAAUGGUUGGCCAACCUUCAGUCAAAGGUUGAGUUGUUUAGCAGCGAAAAUGAUGCCUUGACGGCUCAGAUAACACAGUUGCGAGAGGAGGUUGUCAAUCUCAAGACAUUACUUCUCGCCCAUAAGGAUUGUCCCGUCACCCAGCAACAGGGCCUACACGGUGCUUUCAUGCAACAGGCAAUGGAGCCCUUCAAUCCGCAGAUGAACCCGUACGGCAUGGCCGCUCCUAUGUCGAACCAGCAGGUUCUCGCAGCAGGGCAGGGUGUGCAGCGACGCUUUUCAUAG
Molecule: messenger RNA, 1674 nt
Organism: Colletotrichum higginsianum IMI 349063
Lineage: Eukaryota; Fungi; Ascomycota; Sordariomycetes; Glomerellales; Glomerellaceae
Product: BZIP transcription factor
Exons: 2
Coding region: 1-1674 (557 amino acids)
Biological process (GO): regulation of transcription by RNA polymerase II
Molecular function (GO): DNA-binding transcription factor activity, RNA polymerase II-specific; RNA polymerase II cis-regulatory region sequence-specific DNA binding
Source: RefSeq, a predicted model, not a curated record